GUGUGGAUCACUUCGAUUGUCUGAAGCAUUUUGCAAAUUGCAAUGUUUUGUAAUAAUAAUAUAGGCUGUGGGUGUAGAUUAUGGUCAGACAUAAACGAUAUGUGUUAAUAAUUUGCUUCAACUUUAAACUACAACCCACAAUUACAAGGAAUUGACGUUUCAUGUGGGAAAUUUCGCACCUCUGCGCCUAUGAAUUUGCUCUGGAAUUGGCCGUAACUAUAAACUUUUAAUAUUGGUUUCCAAGAGGCCCUGAGGAGCCGCGAAUAAUCAAAUCUAGACAAAUCAAUCUUAAACAUGACUUUGGUUGAAAACCUUCAAACGUGGAAAGAAGCUGUGGAAAGUUAUAACGAAGGUGACUUUCAGCGUUCGCUCGAUAAAUUCAGAGACAUGAAAGAUUCCUCGGCAAAGAUAGCAUUUAACAUUGGGAGGACAUAUUUAUCGCUGUGUGACUUACAAGCAGCUAUACAGGCAUUUCAAGAAGUUAUUAAAAAGGAUGAACAUUUGGCUGUUGGGCAUUUCAUGUUAGGUGUUGUCAACCUGAUGUGCACAAGGUACUCAGAUGCUCUGGUAAACUUCAAUGAGACAUUUAGAAAUCUAAGAGAAAGUAAAUUUAUUGACUACAAGCAGCUAGGCAUGCGGUAUAAGUUAUAUAAGUGUGAGGUCCUUCUCAAUCGCGCUGUAUGUCUGUCUAGUCUUGGUUAUAUUGACAGUGCAGUUGAAGAUCUUCUUGCUGGGCUGCAGUGUAAAGUUGAACCACGGCAUAGCAUCAUUGAUGUUAGCUUGAAUAACUUGCAGAGUGGCCAAGGCAUAGAGUUUCUUGUGAUGGAUGCAAUUUUUCAGCCACCAAAAUCCAAGACAGCAAAUUUAGAGAAAAGAGAUUACCUGGGAAAAUCACAGGUUGUGGUUGAUAGUGGAGCUUAUGAAACAAUGGAGACCCCAUUACAUUUGAGAGGACGAAUUAACAGUAGUGCUCCUACAGCAACGUCAAAGCCUCCGCUGACAGAUAUUGGCGAAUCAUAUCGAGUACUCUAUGAUUUCACCGCACAAAAUGCUAAUGAAGUGUCUGUCAAAGCUGGUGAUAUUAUUACAGUGACUGAGACUGCUGACGACGGGUGGUUUACCAUGGUAACCAAUGACUCGAGAAAGAACGGGCUAGUGCCAGGUUCCUAUGUCGAGAAAUAUAAAGAAAGAGAUGAGCCUGUUACUGAACGUCAAGCUCUUCUUACCGACUUACGUAAAAAGGAAACGCGACAGUCAUUGAGAAAGGUUAAACCCCCCGUAAACAAACAACAAUAUAAACCCCUCCCUGGAGAAAGGCAUAGCAGCGUUAUCGAAAGUGAUCAUACGUAUGCCAACGGCUAUCGUGAACACCCCCGGAAAGAACGUCCAAAGACAGUAGAACUAGGGGGGUUAGAAAAAAUGAGUCCAAAACCUCUUCCAAGAGUGGAACCAAAAAUGCACGCGGGUCCUCCGAAAUUUCGUCGCAAAAAUUCGUUGGAAAACAUACUAGCAGAAAAAAGUCCAAAAGGUUCGCCGCGUUUUGGUAAAAAGGGCCUUGGCUCGAAAAAAGGAGAAACGAAUAACAAUGACAUUGAUGAUGACGAUGGUGAUUACGAACACAUUCCGGAUGUUACCGAGGUAAAACCGUAUGCUGUACAUGACGUAAUAACACCGGCAGAAAGACUAAUGUCUACAAAUGGUCGGAAAGCUCCGGAGCGGCCCGCUCCCCCGCCAAAAGUAGUCACGACCAUGAAACCAUCACGUGUUUUCGCUCCUCCAACAGUCGCUCCGCGUUUUCCACGUGCUAAAUCUAUUUCUACUGUUGGCUCAAUUACGUCGACAGUGGAGGCAAAACCCACUUUGGGGUCACCGACUUUCCCAAAACCAGUUAAGAUGCCCCCUAAAAUACCGCAGUCACCCCCUAAAGGCCCCCAGUCACCGAGACGUGCUAAGAAGGAUACUGAAACUCCUGCAAAAGAGACUCGUAGUCAAAAUGUGGCGUUGCAGUUUGUUGUGUCAACAUCUUUGGAUAUCAACGCAUCAACGACUCCUGAAGACAUUCAAAAUGCUGCGAAAGAAGCUAUCGCACGAAAUAUAGCGUCGCUUUUAUGCUGCGAAAAAGAUGGCAAGAAAAUAAGACUAGCUGAUUUUCGGGGAGGAAAUAUUUCUGAUCUCGUCAAAGAUGGAAAAUUAAAGAUUUUGUGUGGCCAAUGAUAACUAGAAUUUUUUUAAUAUUGUGUAAAUAUACGAUUAGUGUGAGUAUGAUUAAGUUGCUAUGACGGAAUUACGGUGAGAAAUGACAAGCUUUUAUGUUUUUUAGGAGAACUAUCGCUUGUUAGAACUGCACACAUGGGGUUUGUAACCAGUACAUGUUGUGUCUUGGUUGACUGCUGGCGGAUAACCAAGUUUACCCCACAGCACACUUGUAUAAUGACUUGUGUUUCACAUCAAUAAUAAAAUGCCCCGUUCCACGCGGGGACCCGGCUUACAAGGUCGCAAAUAG
Molecule: messenger RNA, 2503 nt
Organism: Dendronephthya gigantea
Lineage: Eukaryota; Metazoa; Cnidaria; Anthozoa; Malacalcyonacea; Nephtheidae
Product: neutrophil cytosol factor 2-like
Exons: 11
Coding region: 295-2214 (639 amino acids)
Molecular function (GO): protein binding
Source: RefSeq, a predicted model, not a curated record